AUGGGUGAAGGAGACAACCGUGGAGGCUCGUCCUCAUACAACAAGCUGAUUUUCACCGUUGUGCCUUUGCUUAUCGUUGCUAUUCCUAUGCCAGCAUUUGGCAUGUUCAAUUGGAUCUCGGCUUUCAGAAAACUGCCAGAUCAGUUCGUCUUGAACCAUCAGACACUAGACAACUACCUCUUCAUCCGCUACUUCCGCAUGCUCACCUAUAUCUGUCUCGUGGGUACCAUUAUCACCUGGGUCGUCCUGCUCCGGGUCAACUACACUGGUGGCGGUGGUCAAUCUGAGCUCGACACGUUCACCUUUAGCAAUGUCUCGGAUCCUAACAAGCUCUAUUGGCAUGCCGUGUGCGCAUGGCUCUUCCUCGGAUUUGUCAUGUUUGUCAUUACCAAGGAGACUCUUUACUACAUCAACCUCCGUCAAGCAUACCUCACAACUCCCCGUAACGCCACUCGCGUGUCCACUCGUGUAGUGCUGUUCACAGGUGUCCCAGAAGACAUGCGUCACGAGAAGUGGAUCAAGGCAGAUUUCUACGGUGUCAAGCGUGUGUGGUUGGCUACAGAUUGUACUGAGCUCGAGAAGCUGGUCAACAACAUGAACGACACUGCCAUUACGCUUGAGGAAUCGGAGAUCAAGCUAUCUACCAUCGCCACGAAAAAGCAUUUGAAAGGAGAGAAACAUUUCGCAGAUGACCCUGAAAGAGCAGGUACUGUCACACAGCAAUGGAUCGCCCCCAAGGAAAGGCCCUCGAAGCGCAUCGCAAUGGUCGGCAGAAGACUGGAUGCUAUUGAGAUGUACCGCGAGCAGCUGAAGGCAGCCAUUCCCAAGGUCGAAGCUCUCCAAAAACGACAUGUACAAGGUUAUGAGAAACUUCUUCCUGCAGCCUUUGUCGAGUUUGAAACUCAGCGUGCCGCACAGCUUGCCUACUCAGAUCCCUUCUGGAAGCAGCCAGGAAAGAUGGAAGCAGCGACAAUUGGCAUCGCUAGCCCUGAUGAAAUCGUUUGGCCAAACUUGGCAAUCAGCAAGCCUGAGCGUUGGGCACGUACAAUUAUUGCGAACACCAUCGUCAUACUAUUGAUUGUCUUCUGGUCCGUCCCUGUUGGUCUAGUUGGCUCGCUUGCCGAUAUCGACAAUCUUGCUCAAAAUUUCCCUCCUCUUGGUUUUGUCAACAAGCUUCCAGCCUCGACCAAAGGUGCCAUUAGUGGUUUGCUUCCCACUCUCCUGAUCUCUGCGAUUUUAGCCCUUGCUGGAUCCAUCACGCUUGCGCAGAUUGAGCUGCGCACACAAGGCUGGUACUUUGCCUUCCAGGUUGUGCAGGUCUUCCUUAUCACUACUUUCAGUUCGGGUGCCUCGACANAACAAAUCUGGAACGACCCUGGUCAAGCACCUAAACUUCUUGCUGACAACCUGCCAACUGCUAGCACAUUUUACCUAUCUUUCUUCAUCCUGCAGGGUAUCGCCGUCACUGCUUCGACAAUCUUCCAGAUAGUGCCGUUCCUUAUGUUCAAUGUUCUGUCACCCUUCCUGGACACAACACCCCGAAGAAAGUUCGAACGAUUCAUCACGCUCACUGGACUCAGCUGGGGAGAUACCUAUCCCAAGUUCACUCUCUUCGCCGUCAUAGCGAUUUCUUACUCUUGCAUCGCUCCGCUGGUCCUUGGAUUUGCCCUGCUCGGCAUCUACUUCCUGUACCUGGCCUUCCGUUACAACGUCUUCUACGUUCUGACUAUGGCUGUCGAUACCAAGGGCGAUGCCUACGGUCGUGCUCUGCAACAUCUUAGUGUUGGUAUCUACCUCGCAGAGAUCUGCUUGAUUGGCCUUAUGGGUGCGCGUCAAGCAGAUGGUCCAGCCAAACUGAUGGUGCUUCUUCUUGUCCUUACCGCUAUCUAUCAGACCUACCUCAACAUGAUUCUGGCUCCUUUGACAAACACGCUGUCAGAUAGACUCAUGGCCGAGAACGAGGAAGAAGCAUUGGCACAAGCUAACGAAGAGGGUGCAACCGUACCGAUCGAUGUCGACGGCCACGGCGUGCAACCCAAACAGACUGAUCCCUACUCUGACAACAAAACCACCAAUGCUUUCGUCGAACACAUCAAGCGAGGCGGCAUCUUCGCACCGUUCCUCUUCAACGGAUCCAAGAGCAAUUAUCCCGCUCUACGUCGCCAACUUUGGGAUGCCUUCCCAGGUCAACCUGCUCCUGCCAUCCCUGAAGAGACUCUGAAGCACGCUUACCACCACCCUGCCAUCACUGCCAAGCCUCCCAAGCUCUGGAUCGUCAAGGACGAGCUUGGUGUCUCUACACAAGAAAUCAAGGAGACUCAAAAGGUCAUUGAAAUUUCUGAUGAGGGUGCUCGCUUCAACGAGAAGGGUAAGAUUGAGUGGGAUGAGGAUGAUGUGAGAAAGGCUCCCAUCUGGAAAGACAGAGUGGAAUACUAG
Molecule: messenger RNA, 2436 nt
Organism: Aureobasidium musti
Lineage: Eukaryota; Fungi; Ascomycota; Dothideomycetes; Dothideales; Saccotheciaceae
Source: the annotation of a GenBank genome assembly